Gongylonema pulchrum is the source of this 660-nucleotide messenger RNA. The record is from the annotation of a GenBank genome assembly. Lineage: Eukaryota; Metazoa; Nematoda; Chromadorea; Rhabditida; Gongylonematidae.
AUGGAGCGAUUGGGCGAGGGCUCAUUUGCGGUGGUUAAACGUGCCACGUGGACCACGAAAACAGGCCAGAAAUUGGACGUUGCCGUGAAGAUUCUUCGCGAAUCGACGCCUGAAAUGAUCGAGGAUUUGCAGCGAGAAGUGAACAAUAUGCAAAAAUUGCAGCAUCCAAAUCUCAUUCAGCUUUUUGGAAUUGUCUUUUCCAGUUCUGGCAUGAUGGUUGUUGAGUUCUGUGAUGGUGGCGCAUUGAUCGAUCGCAUAAGGUCCACCGAAAAACCGGUGAUUCUCGUUUCGAUGCUUGCCGAUUACGCACAGCAGAUUGCCAGGGGUAUGGCAUAUUUGGAGCUUAAACAUUGUGUACAUCGAGAUUUGGCUGCACGUAACGUUUUGCUUACUGAAAAUGAUCGGGUCGCCAAAAUUUGUGAUUUUGGCCUAAUGCGGGUACUCGAGAAUAACGAACGCCUUUACGUAAUGUCCGCACAGAAGAAAGUACCUUUUGCAUGGUGUCCCCCCGAAUCUUUACGCUAUCGGCAGUUUUCACAUGCUUCCGAUGUCUGGUCAUUUGGUGUUACGUUGUGGGAAUUAUUUUCUUAUGGCGAGGAACCGUGGGUUGGCUUUACUGGAGCAGAGGUGCUUGUUGUUUUCGUUUCCUUUCCUCCGUAA